Prunus armeniaca (apricot) is the source of this 1827-nucleotide messenger RNA. The record is from the annotation of a GenBank genome assembly. Lineage: Eukaryota; Viridiplantae; Streptophyta; Magnoliopsida; Rosales; Rosaceae.
AUGAUGGUUGAUAAAGCAAUGGUGAGGAAGCUCUCUGCUUGUGAGACCAUGGGCUCUGCUACCGUCAUUUGUACUGACAAGACAGGCACUCUCACCAUGAAUGAAAUGAAGGUGACUAAGUUUUGGUUGGGUGAAGAACCUGUGGCAGAGGAAGCUUUUUCAUCUAUAUCUCCAUAUGUUCUUAAUUUGAUCCAAGAAGGGGUUGCUCUGAAUACAACUGGUAGCGUAUACAGGCCUAGUACCGAUUCAGAAAUUGAAAUCUCAGGCAGUCCUACUGAGAAGGCUAUUCUUUCGUGGGCGGUACAUGGAUCGAAGAUGGAUAUGCAGAAAGUGGUGAAGAGUUGUACCAUUCUCUACGUUGAGGCCUUCAAUUCACAGAAGAAACGAAGCGGGGUUUUGAUGAAGAGGAAGGCUGACAACAAUACAAUUCAAGCACAUUGGAAAGGAGCUGCUGAGAUGAUACUAGCAAUGUGCACAAGUUACUACAAUGCCUCUGGACUUGUUAUAAAUAUGGAUGACAAUGCAAAAAUGAGAUUUGAGCAGAUUAUUCAAGGUAUGGCAGCUAGCAGCCUCAGAUGCAUUGCAUUUGCACAUAAAGAAAUUCCAGCAGAGGAGCAAGUGGAUGAACGGGACCACAAAGCUUUGCUAAAAGAAGAUGGAAUGACUCUAUUAGGACUUGCUGGUCUUAAAGAUCCAUGCCGUCCCGGGGUGAAGGAAGCAGUUGGAGACUGUCAAUAUGCAGGGGUAAAUGUCAAAAUGAUCACAGGUGACAAUGUUUUCACUGCAAAAGCCAUAGCCACAGAAUGUGGGAUACUCAAGCCUAAUCAGGACAUGUUCAGUGGAGCAGUGGUAGAAGGUGUGCAAUUUCGCAACUACACGCCGGAAGAGAGAAUGUUGAAGGUGGAGAAAAUCUGCGUAAUGGCAAGGUCGUCUCCAUUUGACAAGCUUCUAAUGGUGCAAUGCUUGAAACAGAAAGGCCAUGUGGUUGCAGUGACAGGUGACGGCACGAAUGAUGCACCAGCGUUGAAAGAAGCUGAUAUAGGACUUUCUAUGGGAAUUCAAGGCACAGAAGUUGCCAAAGAGAGCUCAGAUAUUGUGAUCAUGGAUGACAACUUUGCAUCAGUGGCCACAGUUUUGAAAUGGGGAAGAUGUGUUUACAAUAACAUCCAGAAGUUCAUCCAAUUUCAGCUCACUGUCAAUGUUGCUGCUCUUGUGAUCAACUUUGUAGCAGCAGUUUCAGCAGGUGAAGUCCCAUUAACAGCAGUUCAAUUGUUGUGGGUGAAUUUGAUCAUGGACACACUAGGUGCUCUUGCUCUUGCCACUGAGAAGCCCACAAAAGAACUCAUGGAGAAGAAACCAGUGGGAAGGACUGAGCCUCUAAUCACCAACAUCAUGUGGAGGAACCUCUUGCCUCAAGCACUGUACCAGAUUGCAAUCCUCCUGACCCUGCAAUUCAGAGGCAAAUCAAUCUUUGGUGUGGAUGACAAGGUAAAGGACACCUUGAUCUUCAACACUUUUGUGCUGUGCCAGGUGUUCAAUGAGUUCAAUGCAAGGAAGCUUGAGAAGAUGAAUGUGUUCAAGGGAAUUCACACCAACAAAUUGUUUCUGGGGAUCAUUGCAGUGACAAUUCUGCUUCAGGUGGUGAUGGUGGAAUUUCUCAAGAAGUUUGCAGAUACAGAGAGGUUGAACUGGGGGCAAUGGGGUGCAUGUAUUGGAAUUGCAGCUGUUUCUUGGCCAAUUGGUUGGGUUGUCAAGUCUAUACCUGUACCAGAGAAACCCAUUUUCAGCUAUCUGAAGAUGAAAAAACAUAAGAAGAACUCCAUUUGA